UAUAAUAUCAUUGAUUUCAGCAAUAGUAAAUGUUCAGUCAUAAUUUAAUCAUCAUUUGGAUAUUUUUUUUUUUUUAAUUUACACUCACAGUGUCCAUUUGCAAUAUCACUUUAGUUCAGUUUUUCCUUAGAGAGGAAGGCCGCUGGGGUCGCAUUUUGAGGACUGAGUUCUUCAGUAAUUGGUUCAUACUGUCGCCUGUGAAAUGCUUAGACGUAGGCACAGAGUGCGUGGAGUCUAGAUGAGCAUUCCUUGGGCGCACAACCACUCUGCCAUAGUAGGGGGGCUCCUGCUAGGGGUCGGAGUGGCAGGGACAUUAUUCUACCAUCGACGCACCAUAGCUCACUCCCUCCACAGUAUGAGGCUGCAUGCGCUCUUGAAGAUGACAGAUCGGAGAAUUGUCAUUGUAACAGACAAGAAGAGCUGGGAUGAGGUGGCUCCUCUGCUUAUGAGAGAAGUGAGUAGUGAGGGUGCAGUGGGCUUUGAUUGCGAGUGGGUGCAGGUGAGGGGGAAGAGGCGUCCUGUGGCCCUCCUGCAGCUGGCAUCCUGUUCUGGGCUGUGUGUGCUGGUGCGACUCUCCCUCCUGAACAGUGGCAUUCCAGAUUCUCUUAGGACAUUUUUAGAAGAUGAGAAAAUCUUAAAAGUAGGUGUAGGGCCCAAUGAGGAUAGUAACUAUCUAGCUGAGGAUUACAACAUACAGGUCAGAGGUUGUGUUGACCUGAGACACCUAGUGCAACGAUGCCUGAGUUUGGAGUCAUUUGAUUCUGAAAGUGCGUCAAAAGCCCAAGAGGUGUCUCUAGGGAGGACAACAGCAGGGGGGAUGGGGCUGAAUGCUUUGGCUGAGAGGUACCUAGGCCGAACUCUAGACAAAGACUGGCGAGUGAGAGCCAGCGACUGGGAAGCAAAAAUGCUGACCAAGAGACAGAAAAAAUAUGCUGCUGAGGAUGCCUUAGUAGGAAUACAUAUCCUAAUAGCCUUGAUGGAGAAACUGUGGACACCAGAUUCUACAACGACCUCAUUCCUGCCAAAGCCUUUAUGGCAACAGAGACUCAAGCAGGAAGUGCACCAGGCCUGUUGUGAACUCCUCGAUGUCAAAUUCACUUCUACAAAGAGGAAUCAAGAUGCAGGCAGUGCCAAAGGUGGCCACAUUCCCCCCAACAAGCUCAAACCACAUGCACGUGCCUACUCCCUCCGCCAAGGCCCCCUCUACCACAACUGCCAGUUGCGGGCUCCAGAUGACCAGCCUUUAUGUACCAUUGACCCAAAGAAGGCACACUGGUAUGUGGCAAAGGGGUUGGGUGUGCUGGUAAGCGAAGAGCCCUUGGUUGUACGCCUCAAGUUUGAACCCGCUGGUCGCCCUCAGGCUGAGCUUCAGGAUGGCCAGUUCUACUUGCAGGAGCGCCAAAACUUGUGCGUGGUGUGUGGCAAGGACCAGUCAUACAUCAGGAAGAAUGUUGUGCCCCAUGAGUACCGCAAGUACUUUCCAGCAAUCCUGAAGCACCACCAGAACCAUGAUGUGGUAUUGCUCUGCUUAGAGUGCCACCGCAUAAGCAACAUCCGAGACAAUGCUCUGCGGAGCCAGCUAGCAGAGGAGUGUGAUGCACCUAUCGGCACUGACAAAGAUGUAAAGGCAACAUUUGAUAAAGCCAAGAAGGCAGUGCGCUAUGCAGCUAGUGCAUUGCUUAGGAGACCUGCUGGCAUCCCUGAGAAGAGGAUUGCUGAGUUGCAAGGUGUUGUUCGGAGGCAUUAUGGUGUGGAGGAGCUCACAAGGGAGCUACUGGAGGAAGCAGCCAACAUGGAGGUCAAGGUUUACAACAAGGAGUAUCAGGCACAUGGUCACAAGGUCUUUGAAGUCUACAGCAAGGAUGGACUUGUCAAGUUGGAGCAGAGAUGGCGGCAGCACUUCCUGUCCUCCAUGAAACCAGAGCACUUGCCUGAGUGCUGGUCUGUUACCCACAACGACUACAAGCUGCGGCUCAAGAUGGCUCGCCUGCCACUUGAUCACCCUGACCGCCACAAUUACAAACUGGCUCUUGUGGGCACAGAAGGAACUAUCGAUGUGCCCUACGACCCUUCACAGGACAGGAGGAGAACUGUGGAGGAAGGUUCAGCACCCAGUAAGGAAGUUACUUGCAAUGAGUCUUCUUCAACUGAGGAGAGCGAGGAUGAGUUAGUGGGUGAGGAGGAAAGGAAAAGAUAUAGUGAGAUAGACGAGGCAAACAGUGACAGUGAACCCUAUGGAGAGGAUAUUAUUCAGGAAUAAAAGAAACCUGGAAACCUUUCUGUAAUAAAUAUAAAGAUACUUAUAAGCUUUCCUUGAUUUGGAGUUAUGAUAAAGCUUUAGGAUAAGAGAAGAUAUUGUACAAAUCUGUAUGUGUUUGGUAAAUUAGUAGUUUUAUACUUUUAUAUCAGUAUUUAUGUUAUUUAAGAACAUUUUUUCAGGCUUUAUUUUUGACAAAUAGUGAUGAAGACCCAAAGUGAUUUUUUACUCUGUAAAAGUAAGGCUUGCAGUGCAAGUAUAUACUCUCUUCCUUGAAAACUAUUUAUUGUGUUUAAAAUAUAAAGUUGUAUAUAUUAUCUCUAGUUUAUUCUCUGUAAAAAAAAACAUAUAACUGUUUUUUCUCUCUUUUUUUUUAAGAGUAAAGGAUGCAUUUCUGAAAAAAACUUGUUUAUGUUUUUAUCUAGAAGGUGAAAGGGAGACAGUAUUUUGUGUCCAGGUAUGCUUUCCAUUAAUUCUUGAAGAGGAAAGUACUCUGAUGAAGCACUUCAAUACCAUUAAGACCAUCUGGUCAUUAUAUAUAUCAAAACUAUUAUUGGAUUUAUCUGAAUGUCACUGUACAUUAUUAUCAAAAACAGAAGAUUGAUAUAUUUUAAAAAAGAGUAUAGUAUUUUAUUUAACAGACAUUCUUUUUGUAUAAAAAAAUAAAAUAUAAAACUCAAU
This is a messenger RNA of Penaeus chinensis, 2938 nucleotides long. RefSeq names its product exonuclease 3'-5' domain-containing protein 2-like. NCBI's taxonomy places the organism in Eukaryota, Metazoa, Arthropoda, Malacostraca, Decapoda, Penaeidae. The record is from RefSeq and is a predicted model, not a curated record. Bases 239 to 2260 code for a protein of 673 amino acids. Gene Ontology annotation, cellular component: nucleus; cytoplasm. The transcript is spliced from 7 exons. Gene Ontology annotation, biological process: nucleobase-containing compound metabolic process. Gene Ontology annotation, molecular function: nucleic acid binding; 3'-5' exonuclease activity.